AUCUGAGCUAAAUGUUUUUAUUUGCUUUUAGGGAACUGUGUCUUAUUCAUCUUUAUGUCCCAGGACUUAGUACAAACCCUGACACACAGCAACUGCUGUCAAAUUAUUUGUGGAUUUAUUUAAUAAAGGAGUUGGGAGGAGUCCGAGAAGGGAGGGUGAACAUCACACCUUAAAAUGUAAUGAUUUCUUCCUGAUCUAACUAGACCUGGAAUAUGAAACAGAAAUGGGAUCUGUGCCAUGGGUUCUGGCCCCUUUUGGUUCUGCCAGCAUGUGAGAGGAGGUGCUGAGACAAAUUCCGUGGCAGUUAGGAAGUGAACUGCCUGCCAAGAUGGAGAGGAGGAAAGAAUUAGUCUUGACCUUCCACAGUCCUAAGGUUCCCAAAAUUAAGGGGAACCGGAAAUACCAAAGGCCUACCCUCCCCACCAACAAACAUCCGAGUGCCUCGAUGCCACCCCAGAGGCGGCAGCAGCAUGUGGAUCAAACACACACCUACAUCCGAAUGUUCUGUGGCAGCCUCUGUGGUUUUAGCCUCCUGAUGCUGAUCUGCGUGUCCCCACUGAAUUGGGUGCAGUUCCUGGUGAUCAAGAAUGGCCUUGAGCUCUACGCAGGACUCUGGAUCACAUGCAACCAUGAGCUGUGCUGGAGCCACACACCCAAGCCACCCUAUUACCUCCAGUAUUCCAGGGCCUUCUUCCUCAUCUCUGUCCUAAUCAUACUCAUUGACCUUGGCUGGCUCUUCAGCUCUUGCCUACCUAGAAGAGGAAGCAUGACCACCAACUUGGAUCUGAAGGUAUCCAUGCUCAGCUUCAUCUCAGCCACCUGCUUGCUCUUCUGCCUCAUCCUAUUUCUGGCACAGGUUCAUUGGUAUACUAGAGAUGCCAUGGAGUCAAAUCUCCUAUGGGCCUAUCAUCUUAAUUGGUGGAGUGACUUCUUAUACAUGCUUGCUGGAAUCAUCUCCUUCCUCAACUACAUAACUUCCAGAUCUCCUCCCCUUGAUCAAAAUGUCUCUGCAAGUCCCAUAGAGACAUCAAGGUUGGGGGUUGGUCCAGUGACUACAAUAUCACCUGCUGAAGAUGAAGUGGCGAGGUCUGAGAUGGAAUCUCCAAGCACAUUCAAGAUGGAAGGCAUUUGGACAAUUUUAUUGAGUUCGAAUUGGAGAUAAUUACCAGAAAUGGAAUGAACACCGUGGAGAUCAUACCUACCACCCAGAGGAGCUGAGAGGUUCUAGGUGGAUUCCAGGGAGUCCACGAGGUCCCGCAGGCCUGUGACUCUUUUGAUUAUUUUAGACAUCAGUUAUGUUUUACUGAGGCAAAUGAGGCUGAAAGGCUUUCUUCAGUCUAAGUAUACAUGUGGACCAAGUUGUAAGAUUUUCCAUGUUUUCUAUACCCUAUAAGACUAAGGAAAGAGGGGGGAGAUUUCAGGCAAUCACAUAGAUCUCUUUAUGGCUAAAGAUCCCUUUCAAGCCCAGAUCAGAUUCCAUGCAGAAGGUCCCUGACACUCAUUUUGUCCUUUUUCCUUUAGUAGCUGCCACUACUACUCCACUGGUGGAAGACCAUUCUUCUCCACUCCAAGCCUGGCUGUGGAAUGGACUAUAGUGUCCAGCUCCACCCCUUGCUGCUCUUAAAGAUAAGCCCUUGGGUCUUUUUGGUUUAAUUUAGAGAUUCACUGGUAUCCUUUGCAGAAAACAAACAUAAUAGACAUGGAACAAUUAUGUAGUUCUUAUAAUCCUGGUCUCUGAUCAGUAAUUCCCAAACAUUUCCAGAUGGUAACUGGAAGCCCCUUAGGUUAAUACUUUUGCUUUUAUUCCUGUGGGUAGGAGGUUAGCAGCACACGCAUGUGUGUACUCAUACAUAGAGAUGCACAUACAAACACACAUAUACACACACACCUUGUUUUGACCCUGCCUUAGAAAAUCCUUUUCUCCAUGUUGGCGCCUCUUCUUAGCAGGUGGUCUUAGUUACGGCAGAAUUACUGGUGCCACCUUACUUCAAGUGCCCUCAUUUCAGAGUCUCUUCAGGUUGUUCCUGGGCCUCUGUGUGGUUGUAAGAAUAGACAUGUAGUCAAGUCCAAUUCCCCCUCCUCCUGUCACCACUCACAAACUAAGUGUAGCCCAUACAUUGACUAAUUAAGGACUCAUUGGGCUCACAAGCUUUACUUACAAUUCAGUUUGAAUACUUUAAUUAUAUGACUAGUUGACAGGGAGCUGGUACUGGCGACUUUUCAGGGAAUGGAAGUUUUUGUUUUGUUUUGUUUUUGUUUUGUUUUGUUUUUUGAGGAAAUCACCCCUGAGCUAACAUCUGCCG
This is a messenger RNA of Equus caballus (horse), 2303 nucleotides long. It is a transcript of the gene TMEM202, whose product is annotated as transmembrane protein 202. The record is from RefSeq and is a predicted model, not a curated record. Lineage: Eukaryota; Metazoa; Chordata; Mammalia; Perissodactyla; Equidae.